AUGAUUGCUGCAUCGAGUCGCGCAGUGCGGUUUCUUGCGCUCAGUCAACAUAUCACUCGAUUUGCUUCAUCCGCAGCUGCUGCUUCUGCCACAUCAAGUGCCACUAAGGAGUACCCGCAAACCAAAGGUCGUUUUGGUCGUAGCUCACUCACACAGCAGUCGUUAAAAGUAUUUUUUGAGGCUUUAAAAGAGCUACGAAAGCGAACCGGAUACAGCUAUGUGAAUUGUCGCAAAGCAUUGCUUGAGUUUGGGCCAGACCGCCUGGAUGCGGCCAUCAAGUGGUUGCAAGAAAGGGCCAUAAAAGAAGGAUGGGAGAAAGCUGCCAAACUCGGUGAUCGACCAACUAAGCACGGGCUCGUUUCGGUUUUGGUUAGGGGUUCUAAUGCGGCCAUUGUUGAGGUGAACUGUGAAACAGAUUUUGUUGCACGGAAUGAGUCUUUCAAACAGUUGGUUGAGGACGUAGCAGAUGCAGUUUUAAGUAGCGUUGGCCAGAUCAAAACGCAGGAUGGUGCUUUCAGCAUAUGUGAUGCAGAAAUCGCCGAUUUAAGGUCGACAAGAAAUGAUAAGUCAGUAAAGGAUCUGAUUUCGGAGGCAGUUGGAAAACUUGGCGAAAAUAUCACAAUUUCGAAAGCACAGCUUUUAGCUGCACAGCCUGAUGUUCAGCUUUUUGGCUAUGCUCAUCCCCGAGGUUUCAUUCCUGAUUACAUCGGCAAAGGCUCGGGAAUGACAAGUAUGGGUCGGUACGCGUCAGUUAUUGGUCUGCGGCGAUUGAGUGAGGGGCAGUUUGCAACGAAGAAUUUGGGUGAACAGUUAUGCCAGCACAUUGUGGGAAUGAGGACAAAAACAUUGGGUACGCCGCCAACGACAAAAGAAGAAGUGAAGAUACCGGUGAGCGAAGAUAAGAAAUUGGAGGAAGAUGAGUUAAAUGCUUUUUGCGACGAUGAGGUAAAUAUUCCAGUUUACGCUUACGAAAGUUACAUUUCAAUAACACCGUACUGCUUAUUCACUUUGUUUGAGGUAACGCACAUCGAUGAGAACGAAACACAGCUAUUACGGCAAUCAUUCAUGCUUAAUCCGUCGCAGACUGUAUACGAGUAUGUUACGGGACAUGGAGCGAACAUUGUUGAUUUUUAUCGUGUUGAACUCGGUGAGAACUGCAGCGCCCAGGGCAGCAAAUAA
Molecule: messenger RNA, 1179 nt
Organism: Gongylonema pulchrum
Lineage: Eukaryota; Metazoa; Nematoda; Chromadorea; Rhabditida; Gongylonematidae
Source: the annotation of a GenBank genome assembly